UGUGGCUGUCACAGCCUCUUGUUUCUGGCUCACCCAGCUGUGUGGGAAAGCUGGAGGGACCGGUCUGGCUGGGGGAAGGAGGAGAGCUUUGGGUGCCACAGGCCAGCCCAAGGCCUGAAUGUGGAUCUGAGGACUGGGGGUCAGGGCUGAGAACUAUGGCCUAGAGACACUGGGGUCAGCUGUGGGCCAUGGAUGGACUUCUCACCCUCCGAAGGAAACUGGGAAGGACUUCGUAGUUUGGAGCCUUAAACUGGGAGCUCCCUCCACAGAUAGCUAUAAAGAAAUGCCCUGCCUCUAGCAUCUGACCCCAGGAAUAGAGCUGGGCAGAGCCUUAGGCCCCUGGGGUGCUCCCACCCCUGGUUCCUCACAAACCAGCCACAAUGGACCAGCCAGGCCCCUUCCAAUUCCUAGGACCAGAAGGCAGCAAGUCAGCUGAAUCCAUUUCUCAGAUGGAAAAUUUGAGACUCAUGUCUCCCCAUUUGCGGGAAAGAUUUCGGCCUUUAGGGCUGUUGCCUGUUAUCCAGCAGGGGCCAGGGCCUGAUAUAUCAUGAGCUUGCCCCUCAUUGGCCCCAGGGAGGGUGUCUGCCUCCUCAUGUUCCCACAGUUGGGCCUCCUAAGGUUCUGUGGCUGGGGCUCAAAUCUCGGCUCCUCUCUUUCCUAGUUGUGAGAUCCUGGGCAAGUCACUCCACCUCUUUGAGCCUCAGCUGGCUUGUCCGUAAACAGGAAUAAUGACACCCACUCUGCCAAGCUUAUAGGUUGUUGUGAAGAGGAAAUGAGCCCUGUCACUGAGCACUGUGGUCAUUAUCAUUACUCAUGGCAUUUAGAGGCCCAAAGAGCCCCAGAUCACCUUACCUUGUGCCCUCAUUUGACAGAUGUGGCUAUCAGCUCCUGGAGAAGGGAGGCAGCUGUCCAGGAGUCUCAUGGUUGAUCAGUGGAUGAGCCAGAGCUAGAACCCACGUCUGCCGGCACCCCUCCUGUCCUGUGACUGCUGCCCAUCCUCGAAGGUGCUCCAAGGGCCACACACCGUAAGCCCGGGGACCCUGGGGUCAGGCUACAAAGUCUCCCUCCAGAGGGAGGGGGACGAGACCUUGGUCCCAGCACUCCCUCCCUUUGCCAGCCCCAGCCAUGAACUACGUGGGUCAGCUGGCUGGGACCGUGUUUGGGACGGUGAAGGAGCUGUACCGGGGCCUAAACCCGGCCACGCUGAGCGGUUGCAUCGAUGUGCUGGUCGUGAAGCAGGCGGACGGCUCCUUCCAGUGCUCGCCCUUCCACGUGCGUUUUGGCAAGCUGGGUGUCCUGCGGUCCCGGGAGAAGGUGGUGGACAUCGAGAUCAAUGGGGAACCCGUGGACUUGCACAUGAAGCUGGGGGACAGCGGGGAGGCCUUCUUCGUCCAGGAGCUGGAGAGUGAUGAGGAACAUGUGCCUCCCCGCCUGUGCACAUCACCCAUACCUUGGGGAGGCCUGUCUGGGUUCCCCUCAGACUCCCAGCUGGGUACCGCCAGUGAAUCUGAGCCUAUCGUCAUGGGUAUGGCCUCCACGGGAAGGAAGAAGAGGCUUCGUAGGAGGAAACCCAGGUGGAAAGAGGACACGGUGGCAGACGAUUCUAGUUCUGAGGAGCUGGAGGCGGGCGCUGAGAGUGAGCUGUCCCUGCUGGAGAAGCCGAGGCUGGAGCCCCCAGGCAGUAUCCAGUUGGAAGAGGAGUCCUCCUUGCAGCCCACCGACAUCCACCCCUACUCCGAUGGCGAGUGGCCCUCCCAGGCCAGCCUUUCGUCAGGUGAGCUAACAUCCCCUAAGAGCGACUCGGAGCUGGAGGUGAGGACCCCGGAGCCCAGCCCCCUGAGAGCUGAGUCCCACAUGCAGUGGGCCUGGGGGAGGCUGCCUAAGGUGGCCAAAGCUGAGUGGCUUAUGUCCUCAAUGAUCCCUGAUGGCAGCACUGGGGCAGCCUCACCUCCUCAGGGAGAGCCCAGCACCCCUGACCAUCAGCCUGACGUGAAGGUGCCCUCUCUGAUGGGUCCCCCUCUCCCUGCCCCUGAGAGAGAAAACACCAAGACUCAGCAGCCCAGGGAUGCAGGUCUCUCCCCUGCCUCAAAAUCAUGGAGCUGGGCCACUUUGGAGGGUCCAGCUCCCACCAGGCCGCCAGAGGGGGUCUCCAGGAAAAAAGGCUCCCUGAAGAGAAGCCAGCACCUGGGCCCCAGUGACAUCUACCUAGAUGACUUGCCCUCUCUGGACUCUGAGAAUGCAGCCCUCUACUUCCCCCAGAGUGACUGUGGGCUGGGGCCCAGGAGGUGGAGUGAACCUGGUAAUCAGAAGAUGCUGGGGGACCCCAACCCUGAGCAGGAGCCAGAACCUGCUCCGGACACAGUGGACACAAUAGUACUGUCCCUUUGUGGUGGACUGGCUGACAGCCGGGACAUUUCCCUGGAGAAGUUCAACAGGCACAUAGUCUCCUACCAGGAUCUCACCCAAAACCCUGGCCUCCUGGACGACCCAAACCUGGUGGUGAAAGUCAAUGAGAAGCAUUAUAACUGGGCUGUAGCUGCCCCCAUGAUCCUCUCCCUGCAAGCCUUCCAGAAGAACUUGCCCAAGAGCACCGUGGACAAGCUGGAGAAGGAGAAGAUGCCUAGGAAGGGUGGGCGGUGGUGGUUUUCCUGGCGACGCAGGGACUUCCCAGCCGAGGAGAGAAGUGCCCAGAGGGAGAAGACCACAGCCAGGGAGCCAAGGGGGGAGAAGACUGACGUUCUGAGCAGCGAGGAUGAUGCCCCAGACAGCCCUGUCAUCCUUGGGGCUCCCUCCCUGCCACCCUUGCCUCCAGCCUACACUCCUACCUACAAGAAGUCCCUCCGCCUCUCCUCUGAUCAGAUUCGGCGGCUGAACCUGCAGGAAGGUGCCAAUGAUGUGGUCUUCAGCGUGACAACCCAGUACCAGGGCACUUGUCGCUGCAGAGCCACCAUCUACCUGUGGAAGUGGGACGACAAGGUGGUGAUCUCCGACAUCGACGGCACCAUCACCAAGUCGGAUGCCCUUGGCCACAUUCUGCCCCAGCUGGGGAAAGACUGGACACACCAGGGCAUCACAAGUCUCUACCACAAAAUCCACCUAAACGGGUACAAGUUCCUGUACUGCUCGGCGCGGGCCAUUGGCAUGGCUGACCUCACCAAGGGGUACCUGCAGUGGGUGAGCGAGCGGGGCUGCGGCCUCCCCAAGGGCCCCAUCUUGCUGUCUCCCAGCAGCCUCUUCUCUGCCCUGCACAGGGAGGUGAUUGAGAAGAAGCCAGAGGUGUUCAAGAUCGCCUGCCUGAGUGACAUCCGGCAGUUGUUUCUGCCCCAUGGACAGCCCUUCUAUGCCGCUUUUGGGAACAGGCCCAAUGAUAUCACUGCCUACCAGCAGGUGGGCCUACCUAAAUCUCGAAUCUUCACAGUCAACCCCCGGGGAGAGCUCAUCCAGGAGCCCAUGAAGAACCACAAAUCCACGUACGAGCGGCUCAGUGAGGUGGUCGAGCUCCUCUUCCCGCCCGUGGCCCGCGGCCCCAGCACAGACCUGGCCAACCCUGAAUACAGCAACUUCUGCUACUGGCGGGAGCCACUCACUACUGUGGACCUUGACGCCCUGGCCUGAACCUGCCCUGGCUGCCCCCUCCUCCCUGGCCUGGCCCAGAACUGAUUGGGAGUCCCAGGGCAUAGGGGGUUAGAAGCUGGGUGCCACAGACCCCCC
Molecule: messenger RNA, 3711 nt
Organism: Miniopterus natalensis
Lineage: Eukaryota; Metazoa; Chordata; Mammalia; Chiroptera; Miniopteridae
Gene: LPIN3
Product: lipin 3
Biological process (GO): cellular response to insulin stimulus; positive regulation of transcription by RNA polymerase II; fatty acid catabolic process
Cellular component (GO): nucleus
Molecular function (GO): phosphatidate phosphatase activity; transcription coactivator activity
Source: RefSeq, a predicted model, not a curated record